CCUCGGUCCCCUCUCUAGCCUAGGGAACAGCAAGGAAUACGACGCUCGAUACACUUUUGGGAAGCAUUCGAAACAAAAUGGCGGAUCCCAACACACCUUCCUGGUUAUCUCCCGAAACUCCGGCAUCACCACCGACUGGUAUGGUCCCGGUGGAGAUUGACAGCAGCGGCGUGAAUGCCGCCGCGGCGAGUCCAUCCACGAAUGCCGCCGAAGCAUCCGCGGUUGGUGAUGCCGCGGACGAAGCGGAUCUCCCUGGAGUUAUUCUCAUGAUGCGACUCGCCAACAUGGCGGCCGCAGGCGUCCUCAUUGCUGUAUCGAUUUGGUUAAUGACCACGAUUCCGUCAAUUAGCGCCUUUGUCCUCGCCUUCUACGCCACUUGCGGAGGCAUUCUCAUUUGCUGCCUCGAAACCCAACUCAAGUUCCUGCGCGUCGUCAUUGCCGUCAAUUUUGGUUUUUUGUUCCACUCCGUUUGGCGCUUCUUCUUUUAUUUCCUGUUGGCGUCGGUGGCCUGGAGUUACGAUCACUUGUUUGGGAAAAUAGCCGCCGGUGGGAUGGGCGCCGCGGCCGUUUUCAACACCUACGUGCUCUGCCGGUAUCCGAGCUACCGGAAAAUGCGGGACAAGAUUGCCGAAGAAGAAGACAAGCGUAUCGAAGCACGCAUCUCGAAAGAAGUGCGUCGGCAGGCGGCCUCGCAUCUCACCAAGUAACCAGCACGAUCCAAAGACUGUGGGUGUAGCCGACAAAGUCAUUUAGUAAAUAUACAUUGUUUGUGGCGAUCGC
This is a messenger RNA of Phaeodactylum tricornutum CCAP 1055/1, 780 nucleotides long. RefSeq lists its product with no specific name. The coding region runs from base 78 to 707 and encodes 209 amino acids. The record is from RefSeq and is a predicted model, not a curated record. NCBI's taxonomy places the organism in Eukaryota, Bacillariophyta, Bacillariophyceae, Surirellales, Neidiaceae. The transcript has 2 exons.